ACUUCCCUGCUUGAGCUUUUCUCAUUUAACUCAUACUCAUGUGUCAUUUGGGUUUUUUUAUGUGUUAACGCGGUGUUCUGCUUAGUUGGCGGAAAACAAAGGAACUCGUCCAACUUUAGCAGAACAUUAGCAAACUGCUCCCCGAAGUUUUGCCUCCGUUUCUGAAUCAAAACAAAGAUGGCAGCCAUUGUUCGGCUGCCUCUUUGGAACUUCUGAGUGUCAUCCCGCAGCAUGGGUAGUUUGUCUUCAGGGUGAAGGACGCGACUGCAGUCUGUGCUCCAGGGAGGGAGAACAUUUCUGCGCAACAAGCAGGCUGGUGGGGGGAAAAGCAAGGAACGGCGCCCCGGCGCAGGAAUAUUAAAGCUGCAGCAACUGGCAAUGGAGCCCAGUGGAAACCAUCUGCACCCUGGACCUGCAAGAUCCUCUAGUCCUGCUUCUAAAACGGCCAAAGCUUCUAAAGGACAACAAGCUAAAAGCAAGCAACGGGCUGGAUUUACACUGACUCCUUUCCACAAGCCAGCCAUCAUCAGUAAUGCUGGUUUUCAGAGAAAUUCCGCAGAAGCUGAACACUUUCCUCAAGAUGCUGCUUCGGCGGCUGGAAACUCGAAGCGACCGGCUCCAUCUCCAGGUUCAGGUUCGCUUAGCAAGACUGCUGGCAAAAAGACACCAAAGUCUUCUCCAAAGGACACGGCGCCAUCUCAAGUCCCGUCCACCGCAGAGCCUCAGCAAAACCACGCAGACAAAGGGAGGGGUGUGUCUACCUCGGUCAAAGCUCACAUGGCUGUGAAGAAGAAGAAGAGGAAAAUGGGAACGUACAGCCUUGUCCCAAAAAAGAAGGGGAAGACUGUUAAAACUCAGGAGAAGAAAGAAAAGCCAAAAGCAGGCGUGAAGAAGCAUCAGCCUGUCGCCGCUGACAAGUCAGUAACUGCGGCAGAGACUGAUAACGCUGCUGUACAGACGGCUACAGUGAAGAGGAAAAUGUCUCUAGAAGACAGCCACGCUGAAUACACAGAGUUGGCUUUGGACUGUCUGGACCUCAGGGCUCAGGAAGAGCUUCUCUCCCCUUCUCUCUCAGGAGAGGCUGAGGACAAGGAAACAGACCUGGCAGAAGAGCUACCGCUGUGCUGUUGUCGUAUGGAGACUCCUAACAGCGGAGGGAGCUUUUCCAUGGGCAAUCAGACCUGCAUGGCCAUGGAGAGCGCAGAUGGAAUGCUGAGUCACUGCCAGAGGCCGGUGAUGAAGCCAGAAUUAAUGCGACCUUCCAACACAGUCCAUCUGCUGGUUUUGUGCGAGGACCACCGAGCCGGCAUGGUCAAACAUCAGUGCUGCCCUGGCUGUGGAUUAUUCUGCAGGGGGGGUUCCUUCAUGGAGUGCAGGCCGUAUGGAAGUAUUUCCCACCGCUUUCAUCGUGACUGUACCUCCAUACUGAACGAUCGGCGAUUUUGCCCCCACUGUGGAGAGGAUGCCAGUGGGGCGACGGAGGUCGUGCUUUCAAAGCCUGAUCCCUCACCCUCUGUACCCAGAUCAAACCCAGGACCUUUAACUCCUGUUGUAGCCACUCUGCCAUCAAUCCUAAGUACACCUGCUGUCCCUCAGAUACUGAGAGCAAAGAAAAGCAGCCAGCCACAGAAAAGUAGGGAUGAGAGCCAGACGAGGUUAAAGGGAGAAGCUGUACAUCCUAAAGAGUCACUGGAGACCAUCCUCAUAUCACUGGAUGAUGAGAACAUGAAACGGAAGAAAGCAAAGGGCCCUACCAGGCAGCUGUACAUCUCUGCAAAGCAAGGGGACCUUCAGAUGGUCAUUCAGCUUCUGGUUGAUGGGAAGGACCCCAACUUUUUGUUGGAGGGCAACAACAGACGCACCGCACUUCACGUAGCAGCUGCUGAGGGUCAUCAGGAGAUCUGCCACAUGCUGGUCCAGGCUGGGGCCAACCUGGACAUGUUUGAUGAGGAGCACAGAACCCCGCUGAUGGCGGCCUGCGAAAACAACCAUCUGGACACGGUGAAGUACCUGGUCAGAGCCGGAGCUGCAGUUGGCCACAAGGAUAUCAUGGGCUUCACCUGUCUGCAUCUGGCUGCUAAACUGGGACAUUACGAUGUUGUCGAUCAUCUGCUCUACAAGGCAUGCAAAUACAUCAACUGUCAGGAUAAUGGAGGAUGGACACCCAUCACCUGGGCCAUUGAACACAAGCACAAAGAGCUUGCUCUUCUGUUUCUGAAGAGAGGGGCUGAUGUUAACAUCAGAGACAAGGAAGAAAAUGUCUGUCUGCACUGGGCGGCUCUGUCAGGCUGCAGGGACAUCGCCCAGGCCCUGCUGGAGGCUGGAUGCUACCUGAAUGCCAUUAGCAUUCACGGCGACACGCCACUUCAUAUUGCUGCCAGAGAGAACCACCUACAGUGUGUCAUGUUGUUUUUAUGUCAUGGAGCAGAUAUAUCUAUGAAGAACAAGGAAGGGGACACAGCUAUGGAUAUCUGUGUGAGCGGCUCAAAGGUGUGGACAGCUCUCAACACCAACAAAAAGCUUACUGAUGCCAGGAGAGAACGAGACUGUCAAGGAGAGCGACAGCUCAGCAGGGAUAUUUCCCGGGGAUAUGAGGCAGUUCCUAUCAGCUGUGUUAAUGGCGUUGACCAUGAACCCUGUCCGGAGAACUUUAAAUAUAUACCAGACAACUGCCUCAGCUCACCCCUGAACAUAGACAAGGACAUCACCCAUCUUCAGCACUGCAACUGUACAGACGACUGCUCAUCCAGCUCCUGUAUGUGUGGUCAGCUCAGUCUGCGAUGUUGGUAUGACAGUGAGGGUCGGUUACCACUGGACUUCUGUCAGUGGGAGCCUCCAGUGCUGUUUGAGUGUAAUCAUGCCUGCUCCUGCUGGAGGACCUGCAGGAACCGUGUGGUUCAGAACGGUCUCAGGGUCCGCCUGCAGCUCUACAAGACAGAGAAGAUGGGGUGGGGAGUGAGGGUCCUGCAAGAUAUCCCUCAAGGAACAUUCAUUUGCGAGUACGCUGGGGAGAUCAUCAGUAAUGCUGAGGCUGACAAAAGAGAGAACGACUCUUUCCUCUUCACUCUGGACAGCAAGGUAGGGGAGCCCUACUGCAUCGACACGAGGCUCUACGGCAACAUCGGCCGCUUCAUCAACCAUCUUUGUGAGCCCAACCUGAUAGCUGUGAGGGUGUUCACCAUGCACCAAGACCAGCGCUUCCCAAGAAUAGCCUUCUUCUCAAGUAGACCCCUUAAAGCUGGAGAGCAGAUUGGGAUUGACUAUGGCGACAACUACUGGAAGGUCAAAAGCAAGUACUUUGGCUGUCUGUGUGGUUCUCUGAGGUGUCAUCACUCAGCUGCAGGCAGAUAGAUGCUGAUCCACUCUGUGUGUGUCAACACGUCCUUUCGUUGUCAGAACUAUAGAAUCAUAUACCAACCGUAGUGUUAACUGACGCAUUGUUCUAGGAUUAUGUCUUCGCAGUUUUUAAAGAGAAACUACUUUUCUGCACAGACCAGAAGAUUUAACUUAUUCUGUGCUUUUUCAUCGCUGAAGGUUUACUUUGUUUUGCACUAAAGUCCUACGCGGUGUAUCAAGAUGUUUAAACUUGUUUUUGUUGGUAGAUUUUAAUGGUGCAGCAUAGCACAUUUUUUAAUAAGGUCUUAUUAAAGGUGAUCUAUUUUAGUGUUUGUGCUGCAUCUAACUGGCAAUUAAACACUUUUUAACAUUUUUCAUACAA
Messenger RNA from Fundulus heteroclitus (mummichog), 3718 nucleotides. RefSeq names its product euchromatic histone-lysine N-methyltransferase 1a (gene ehmt1a). The record is from RefSeq and is a predicted model, not a curated record. Gene Ontology annotation, molecular function: zinc ion binding; protein-lysine N-methyltransferase activity; p53 binding. Gene Ontology annotation, cellular component: nucleus. The transcript has 23 exons. Bases 379 to 3351 code for a protein of 990 amino acids. Lineage: Eukaryota; Metazoa; Chordata; Actinopteri; Cyprinodontiformes; Fundulidae.